Molecule: messenger RNA, 1629 nt
Organism: Mercenaria mercenaria
Lineage: Eukaryota; Metazoa; Mollusca; Bivalvia; Venerida; Veneridae
Product: histamine H3 receptor-like
Exons: 1
Coding region: 1-1629 (542 amino acids)
Biological process (GO): adenylate cyclase-activating adrenergic receptor signaling pathway
Cellular component (GO): membrane
Molecular function (GO): G protein-coupled receptor activity
Source: RefSeq, a predicted model, not a curated record
AUGGAUGAAGACCGUUCAAACUCUGAAGAUUUUGAUGAUGAUUACGAAUAUGACUUUAUUCCUAUGACACCAUCAUUUCAAAUAACAUCCGCCAUUUUACUUGCGAUUCUUAUUAUAUUUGCUAUAAGCGGAAAUACUAUAACAAUUCUCGCUUACAUCAUGGAUAAAAGACUUCAUACAGUCUACGACUUUUUUAUAUUCAAUUUAGCGGUCACAGACCUUUUAAUAGGAUGCAUAAGCAUGCCGUUUUAUGCAAUUUAUACAAUCAGAGAAUUCGUGUGGGACUUUGGUGAUACCUUUUGUAAAGUUUGGAAUGUAAUAGAUUUCACCCUAUGUUUAGAAUCGAUCUUACUGAUUUUAAUGCUUAGUUUUGAUAGACUGUGUCUUGUUAAAUAUGGACCAUUUUAUUCCUCGAAGGUGACCAAGUUUAAGGCGAGGUUGAUUGUCUUUAUUUCUUGGUUAACAUCGUUCAUGUUGUAUGGUCCUGCUAUCAUAGGCUGGAACUAUUGGGCCGGUUAUACAACUGUGGAACCACUGGACUGUGACGUAGAAUUUGCAUACAAUUUUGCAUUCACAACGACGACAGGAAUAAUUGAGUUUGUUAUUCCAGUUGGUGGUCUAGCGAUUUUGAAUAUUUUCAUUUACCAACAUAUUAGGAGCAGAGUUGGUCAAGAACACAAAUCAAAAAGCAACAUUGUUCAUUCCUCUACAGCUGCAAGGGAUGAUAGCAACAUAGUAAGAGCAGUUGCCGUUCAAACAACCUUGCCUCAAAUAGUAAAGAAUGGAGUGACCAGAAACUUGGAUUUUAGUUCGAGCCUUAAUCAAAACAAUAAAACAAAACAGUAUAGAAUUGAAAAUGGUGUAAAUGAAACUUUCACAAAAAUGGAUUAUCCUCAUAACAGAGCACCAAAAGCUCAAUGCGAAAAUGAUUUAAAGGUCUUAGAUUAUAAAGUAAACGCCCAGUCAUCACUGGAAAAACAAAAAGGAGAACGAAUAUUUGUAAAUGCAAACGGCGGACCAGAUAAUAUUUACACGACCAACCACGCACAUGGCACAAAGACUGUGGGUGUAUCUGAAAAAGAAAACAAACAUGAAAAUGAAACCAAUCAUAUGAAUCAAGUAGGCUAUGAUAAUGUGCAAAGAAAAUUGAAGAGUGUUAAUAGAAGUACAGAAAACUCUACACAUUCGUCGGAUGAAAUAUUUACUGUUGAAAGAACACACAACAAAAUUAAAUUUGCUACCAUUCCUGAGCGUUGUUCCGUCUUUAAUAUUUCGGUGACCUUCAAGGAACGUUCCAGUCGAAAGUCAAGAAAUAAGUUCGAACAUCCGCGAAUAAAGCGCGAGUCAAAGGCUGCAAGAUUUCUGGCCAUUUUGGUCAUAGUUUUUCUUGCAUGCUGGGCUCCGUAUACAAUAACAACAAUCAUUAUGUCCUUUUGCGGAGACGAAUGUGUUAACACAAGUGCAUAUGAAUGUAUGAACUGGUUGCUGUGGUCAAAAUCGGCGAUAAAUCCUUUACUGUAUGCAAUGAAUAGUUCCAGGUACAGAUACAACUUUAAGAAAUACAUGAUCUGCUGGAAGAACCAAGUCUAUCCAAAUGAUACAGAAACAACGUGCCAAACAGCGGGAUAA